Messenger RNA from Antechinus flavipes (yellow-footed antechinus), 1038 nucleotides. RefSeq names its product coiled-coil domain containing 51 (gene CCDC51). Lineage: Eukaryota; Metazoa; Chordata; Mammalia; Dasyuromorphia; Dasyuridae. The record is from RefSeq and is a predicted model, not a curated record.
GCAGAGAAAGAGUUCAUGGUGGCUUGAGGAAUUGUCCAAAAGGCUAGAGAUGACUUAAAAGUUCACCAGGCUAGACUCAAAGAAAUUCGGGAUUAUUUGGAUCUAGCUUCCUGAGAAAAUACCCCCUUGGAACUUGCAACUCUGGAACACAGAUUGUUACAGGAAGAGAAGAGGCUUAAAACAGCCUACAUUAGUGCCAAAGAAUCAGAUCUAGAAAAGUUUUCCUUCUUUUCUGCAGCAGUGAGAGAGUCAUGAGAAGGAGUGAACAAGAGCUGGAAAGACAAUUGGUCAAUCAUCAAUUCAGUUUUAGGGGCUGUGAUUGGUGUUGUGGGAUCCAUUUAUGUGAAUUGAGUACAGCUGCAGGAACUGAAGUCAUUGCUCCUAGAAUCCCAAACCGGAACAAUGAGUCUGCAGGAAGCGAUAAGAGAACAAGCUUCCAGCCACAACAUGGGGGACAAGGAUCUUGGUGACCUUAUUGGAGGGCUUAGGAGCUUAGUGCACACUGGAAUCAAAGUGGCUUCUGGAGCUAAAGAAGAUGCCACAUCUACUAGAGAAACUCAUAUCUCACCAGCUUCUUUGAAAGAACAGCUCAGCCAUUCUCAGCAGGUUCGUUCAUGUCUGGAGAGUUUACAAGAGCAGCUUUCUGACCUGGACAAAAAAAUUAGUCAAAUGGUUGCAGAGAUUCUGCUUAUAAAGGCUAUAGCCUGUACUCAGCUAAUAGAACAAUCAGAUCAAGCUUUGUUAGACCCUUCACUGUAUACUAGGCAGUCCUUAGUUGCCCAGGGCAUGUUUUUGGAACUGUCAGAUGUGGAGCAGAGGUUGGAGGCCCAAGUCAAGAACUCUAUCUCUAGCACUAUAGUAAUAUGUACCAUGUUUGCUGCUAUGCUGCCAGUGAUGUACAUUCUUUUCAGAGCCAAUUAGCUUCUCUGAAGGGAAGCUCCAGUGAGGAAGAGGAGUUGUUGCCUUUAGGAAUGAGCUGGCAGGCACCUUACUGCUUUGUCCAUUUAAGUUAUUUGGAGGUUACUAAUGAUGAAGCCC